GGUGAGCUCGGUGAGGAGGGCAGUGACCUGUUUCCCCCGGGGCCUUCCAGGCCGAUGCCACAGGUUAGAGAGGCAAGGCCAAGCCUGGCUUUGAAGCAUUGGCAAACUGCCCCUGGCCCUACUUCGAUAACCGCAGCGGCCAUGGAGCCAGAACUACUUAGGAGGCGAAGCCCGAGGAUGAGGCACCUUGGAGCGGCGGCAGUGCGGUGUGGGGAGGAGAAUGGUGGCCCCCGAUGGCUUCAGAGGGCUGAGAAGGUGGGUGUGGAAGCUUGACCACUGUGGGCCACGGAACUGUGCAGUUCUGGGUCUUGGGGAACUGCUAUUUCCCAGUUGGAGGAACCCCCACCUCUUUCCCACGAGGGCGAACAAAGGCCUCACCAGUCCCGGGAGCUGCGAGAGCCAGCCCAAGGAAGGGAGAAGGGUUAAUGGCCUACGGGCCAUUGCCGAGGAGAAUCAUUUACAUCCACAUUUGGCUAAUUGGAAACGCUUAAACUCUAUUGGGAAGAUUUACUGGCUGUGUUUAGGAGGCCCGCAUUUGUGAUGUGAAAAAGCUUCACUCAAUAUUGCUUCCAACCUUAUAAAAGAAAACUUGUUGCAUCUGGACAAUAUAAGAUUGCUGGUGUACGAUAAAGUAGAUACAAAAUCACAUGUCUUGAAAACUUCAAUAUUUAAAAAAAAAUCACAGAAAAGAAACAUCUUCUGGAAGUGACUCUGACAUGUGUUCAUUAGACAUCUGGAAAAGUGAUACUAGGAGUGAUACUUGUCCACGUUUGUUCAGUGGGUUAGAGGACAUGAAGCAGAAGACAGAAGAAAGCUGCGUACCAGACUGAUUAAGAAGAGAAUGAGAAUUUUCUUCACUCUGACCCAGAGAAUACUGUGUUCAAUUUCCCCAAAGGGCAAAGCGCACUGCAUGAUGGUCAUCACUGUAAGAGAAUGUGGAAGGCAGACAUGUGUUGUGCAGCCUCCGAAAAUAACUGGAAACAGUGGAUCAUCUCUUUGAUAAUCGCCCUAUACGUUGUAUCCAUCAUGGUGGCAGCUAUCCUGUUUAUAUGGCAGUCAGAGGAGGACCAGGUUGGAAUAUACACCAAGGCUUGGACCUUAGCCAGUAUAUUUGUAGUCACAGCAGUUGUAAUAUCACUGCGGAGAAUUUUACAACAUGCAAUGCAUUAUACACAGCCAGAACUGCAGCAGGCAAUUAUCAGAAUCCUUUGGAUGGUUCCUAUAUAUAGUGUGAAUAGUUGGCUAGCUCUGAUAAAACCCAGCGCUGCCAUAUAUUUGAAUACUUUCCGAGACGGCUAUGAGGCAUACAUAAUCUAUAAUUUCAUGAUCUUCCUGAACAACUACCUAACUAGUCAAUAUAGAGAUGUGACAGCAGUCCUUGAAUCAAAAGAACAACAAAAACAUAUCCCGCCUUUAUGCUGCUUUCCACCAUGGGAGAUGGGCAAAGUUCUUCUAUUUGGGUGCAAACUAGGAGUUUUACAAUACAUACCAGUGAGAAUUGUGACGACUGUGGUUGCUGUCAUCUGUAAAUCACUUCACGUAUAUCAUGAGGGAACUUUCAAUCUUAAGGAUUCCUGCAUUUACUUAGUAAUUAUAAGCAGUAGCUCUCAAGGGGUAGCUAUGUAUUGCCUUACUUUGUUCUAUGUCACGUUCAAGAAAGAGUUCAAGCCAGUCAACGCCAUUGGCAAAUUACUCAGUAUGAAGUUAUUCAUUUUGGUCUCUUUUUUGUAAGUGUUGCUUUCUCUUAAAUGUUCUCAUUUUUCUAAAGUGCAAUAAAAAUGUUGAUUUUCAG
Fukomys damarensis (Damara mole-rat) is the source of this 1792-nucleotide messenger RNA. RefSeq names its product transmembrane protein 184C. NCBI's taxonomy places the organism in Eukaryota, Metazoa, Chordata, Mammalia, Rodentia, Bathyergidae. Gene Ontology annotation, biological process: transport. The transcript is spliced from 9 exons. The record is from RefSeq and is a predicted model, not a curated record. Gene Ontology annotation, molecular function: transporter activity. Bases 934 to 1731 code for a protein of 265 amino acids.